Messenger RNA from Pimephales promelas (fathead minnow), 4006 nucleotides. Its product is annotated as arf-GAP with Rho-GAP domain, ANK repeat and PH domain-containing protein 1. NCBI's taxonomy places the organism in Eukaryota, Metazoa, Chordata, Actinopteri, Cypriniformes, Leuciscidae. Gene Ontology annotation, biological process: positive regulation of GTPase activity; regulation of cell shape; signal transduction. The record is from RefSeq and is a predicted model, not a curated record. Gene Ontology annotation, molecular function: GTPase activator activity; phosphatidylinositol-3,4,5-trisphosphate binding. Gene Ontology annotation, cellular component: cytoplasm.
GCGAGACUGAGUGAGUUAGUGGAGAAACCGGUAAGACUCAAAACGUCAUGUCACAAACACGCUGUCUUACAUUACGUAUUCAUUCUUCAUGAACAACAACAUUACGAAGAUGUCUGUGUCUGAUCCACCUGUUCACAUACCCGUGCCAAAGCCACGAUCAAGAUAUUUACUCAGAGCAUCUGUUGAACAACUGUUUACUGAGAGAGAUGGCGUUGGUCAGAUGCCUUGUCCAGAUGUUCAGGUUGAUGCACCGAUGAACUCUGAAGUAGAAACGUGUAUCAAAAACGAUGUUGGUGUGGAUGAUUCAUCUAAUCCGUUGCAUCCCACGUCUGAACCCCCUGAUCUUCAAGCUGUUAAAACCAACUGCAGUGAAACAUUGCCUUGGCCAGCAUCACUCGCCAUCAGUCCCAGUUCAGAUCCGGAUCCAGCGAAAACCGCUGACUCCAUGUCUUCUGACGAUUCCACUGUGACGCUCAACUCCUCAAAAUCACAGGAUGACCUCAAUAAGGAUGAUGUCAAUUCUGAUAAUGCAAGUUUCACAGAUCAGUUAAUGGACGCUCAAACUGAACUUGGCACCACUGAAGGGAUCCAUCAAGUUCCUAAAUCACAGAUCCUUCAGAUCAAAACUGACAAAUUCAAGAAACCACGGGCUGCAACCAUUCGUGUGAGCAGGAAGAAGAAGACGCUAUCAGGCCCGCGCCAGAGAACCAGUGGGUGUGCGGUGACACAAUCCAGCUGGCUCGACGUAUGGAAGGGACGCAAGCACAAUGUACUGUGGACGACUCUAGAUGGCCAUCUCAUGUCAUUGUGGAAAAAACGCACAGACAAGUUCACAGAAUAUGUGUUUCAUGUAACAAGCAUCACCAACAUACGGAAGCAGGAUCAGGGACACUUCUCCAUCUAUUUACAGAAGAAGCAGUUUGAAUUCAUGGCUCAUAGUGAGGCUGUGCAGGACAGCUGGUUAGUGUCUCUCCACGCCACUCGAGGGAGGGAACCGGUCACUACACCCAAACAACACGGACCACUGAUCAUGAAAGACCCCAGGAAAAAGGUGUACGCUGCUAUCUGUGGAUACACCCUUUGGAUUUACAGCAGCAAAGAGGACUUCAAUAUAGGUCUUGGCAUGAUGUUUGUCUCAAUGAAUAUAGCGUCUGUGAAGUCAACAGGGCGUCACAGCUUCACUCUCAUCACCCCAUACAGGACCUUUAAUUUCUCCGCAGACUCUGGGAAGGAGGCGACCAUGUGGCUGGAGACUCUGAACGACGUGAUCCGCGGCGCUCUGACCUACAGCGAGGUGGCUCAUCGACUGUGGGCGAGUCCCUGUAAUAAAGUGUGCGCUGACUGUGGCGCUGCCAACCCAGAGUGGGCUUCGGUGAACCUGCUGGUGGUCAUCUGUGAGGCGUGCGCUGGGGCACAUCGAUCCAUGAGCUGUAACCACUCCAAAGUGCGAGGUCUGAAACUAGAUAACAAGGUUUGGACGGAGCCUUUAAUUCAGUUGUUUAUUCUGUACGGAAAUAAAGCUGCCAAUAGUGUGUGGGGUCACAACAUCCCUCCAGCGGAGCAGAUCGGACCUGAUGUUUCACCCGAUCAGAAGGCAGAAUUUAUUCUAGCCAAGUACCGUAAAGGACUUUACCGCAAAGCUCACCCGCUCGCCGCAAGCCAGAAACUGCUGGACCAGAGGUUGCGUGAGGUGGUGUGUGGUCCUGAUGUAGAAGAGACGCUGUCUCUGCUGUGCUCCGGGGCCAGAGUUUCGUUCAGCGCCACGGAUCCUGAGCUUCAGUCCGCCGUCAGCGUGGCAGAGAGUUCUGGACAGGCACUGCAGACAGAACUACUCCGACACAACGAGUUUGUGGAGGCACCUGACUUUGAGCAAAUAAAGCCUUCAGAGGAACAGAUGGAAGAACUCCACGGAAAGCUGGAUGAGGAACGUUUCUUGUUCUCGCAGGAGAAUGAGUCCGCUGCCUGUGAUGUGCUGGACUUGACAGAGGUCAUCUCAGUGUUUGACUGCUCUGCAGGGCAAACCCAUGAGUUUGAGGUGUUAACUUUGACAGACAGACUGACUUGCUCGGCAGACGAACGAAACGCCCUCCUUGGUCACAUGUUGCACAUCAUGAAGAUUUUGCUUGCGGGCGCAGUGGUGGAUGACGAUCUGGUGGGAGUGUUUGCCGUGUCGAGAGCGUGUUUACGGGAGGGUGCCGCUCUACAGUGUGCUGAGGUGUGGUGCACACUCCAGGCCGGAGAGAUGACCAUACACACAAAGCAGCACGGAUCCAGAGACACCGUGAUCCUGGGCGCUCAAACACACUGUCAUCUGCAGCAAUCAGAGAAAUGCAUCCUGCUGGAGUUUGCUGAGAGGACGUUACACAUGCAGUUUGAGCUGGAGCUCAGCUGUGUGAGGUGGUAUGAGCUCGUGAAGAGGGCCAUGAGCUCGACGACAGACGGACCGCAGCCUGUAGUAGGAUCUGUGCCGGCUGCUGUCGACCGCUGCAUAUCUCACAUCACACAGUACGGGUUGAAGGUGGAGGGCUUGUAUCGGCGCUGUGGCAUCGCUCCUCAGAUCAGCAAGCUGGUCGACGCCCUGCGUGUUUCUCCGAGAGGAACUGUUCUGGGAACAGACGAGUUCUCCAUCAUAGAUGUUUCAGGAGCACUGAAGCAGAUCCUACGGCAGGAGAUUGAGCUCAUACCACAAACACAGAAGCCACACUGGCCGAAAGCUGCAGCUCUGUCAGAUGAGAAGCUCAGACUGCAGACGUACCGCCAACUGCUCACACAGCUUCCUCCCGACAACCACGCGACACUGGCGGCUCUGUGUGGACACCUGCACACGGUGCAGACGCACAGUCAGGCGAACCGCAUGACGGCUCAUAAUCUGGCCGUGAUAUUUGUGGUCACGCUGUUCCAGGAGUUUGCCAUGAACACAGGCAUGGUGCAACUUACCCGAGACCUGAUCAUGCUCCACAUGCAGAUCUUCACGAGUCACGUGGAGACGGAUGGAGAAACCAUCACUGCUUUGUGAAGAGCAGAACGAGACACUGAGCCACAGAGUGGAUUCUGCUUUAUUGUAGAGGAGAAUUAGACAAUACAUUUGUAUACGUGAAUAAAUGCACUAAAAAAGCAUUUAUACAGUCACAAUGUGUGUGUGUGUUUCCAGAAGGGCAGAGCUGAACUCUUACAUAUACAAGAAGCUUUGUCCACGUGAAUGCUGGGAAUAAAACGGUAAACAUUCAAGAUGUGAGAUUGAUAAGCAUUUAGUUUCUAGAAGCAUCACAAUCAACACUGCAUCUACUUCUUACACUCUUCCUUAAAACUGACAAAACACAGGAUGAUUAGAAAAACUUAGAAAUACGACAACAUCCUUCCUCUACCACUGUAUUGGGUUGUGUGAAAAUAAACAAAAACACAAACAGACAAUAAUUCAUUUCCUGUUGCACGUGUGCAUCAUCUCCAUCGAGCUGGAGAGAUCUCUUCACUCCUGACGCUUUAAUAUUUGGGCCGCUUUACGUCCACCCUGUACGAUAGAAGAGGAAACGCUCAUGAACACACACACACACACAGCACAUUUAGAUCUGAUCAUAACGGCUACGUCACACUAGUAGAAAUAAAACCCAUUCACGUGAAGCAGCCCAUAUCUGACCCACCCGAACGCCACUUCUGAAACACCCGCUUCUGUUUUUUUAAAUAAAUACUUUUUUUUACUCUCCGAAUUAUUGGAGCCUUGCAGUUUUGUAUGAAUCGUGCAUUAGUUUUAAUGCAGAUAAAAUGAUGCAACAUUAAAAAUGCUAAAAAGAAAUGAUGCGAUAUUAAAAAAAUGCAGCCUGACGUGCCAUUAGAAACAUUAUUUCUGCUAUUGACCCUUAAGAAGCUUUAUCCGCUUCACGAGUCAUAGGCUGAUCUUGACACUCGCAUAAAAAAACUGUGUAAAGCCUGUACAAAUACAAGAAAGGGGAAUUGUGAAACAAAAAUUUACAUGCUUGAUUUAUCUAUUAAAAUGUUUGCCAUUUUGCCA